Molecule: messenger RNA, 6838 nt
Organism: Ceutorhynchus assimilis (cabbage seed weevil)
Lineage: Eukaryota; Metazoa; Arthropoda; Insecta; Coleoptera; Curculionidae
Source: the annotation of a GenBank genome assembly
GUUUUGUUUUGAUUUUUUCCUGUUUUCGGUUUUCGUUUAUAGUAGAAAUCGGAAGCGAAUUGUGCUAGUUUUGAAAUUUUGCAGUCGAAAAUCACUAUAGAAUAAUAAUGGACAAGAAAUGAACAUUUUUACAAUUUGAAGCCAAAUACCUAUCAUCCAGUAAUCACACCAAAUACACAGUGGGUAUUUUUUUUUUGUUAAACAUUAAUUUAUUUUUCCCCAAGGGAAAUUAUUUCUUUAGCAAAUCUGGAUGAUAAAUUGGAAAUCAUGAUUGCUGCCUCAGAUCCACAGGAAUUCAUACCCCGUGGUCGGCAGCAAGUUGCCAGACACCCAGGACCGCUAGAACCAAUUUUCAAAAAUAAAGACUUUGAUGAUUAUCUUCAAAGUGGUCUAGAAAAGGUUUCCUUAUCCGAAGACAUAACCAGUGAAUUUUGGACUUUAAGAAUUGCCCCAAAAGAUGAAUUUUCGUCAAGCUUGGAUAAUGAAAAAGAUGCUUCACCAAAAUCUACCCAAAACAGAAGCUAUGCCCCUUCAUCUGGUAGUAAAGAUCAUGUUACAGAAUAUAGCGAAUAUUUUGAAGAUUCUAUCAGUUUUAAAACUUCUGAGGGCAGCAUGCAAAAAAAGCCAUUUGGAAAAAGAUUAUCCGAUGCUAGUGUUAGAUUUCCUAGUAAAAGAUUUUCUUGGGGUACAAACGAGAAGAAAAAUGAGACUAGAAGGUCUAGUGGGGAGUUUAAUAAAACAAAACCGUUCUCUCCCAAUUCAGAUCAAUCAUAUUUAAAUUGCAAAAUUGAUCCUGGUUUUAUGGAGGAUGAAUUGUAUGUUAAAGGACAUACUGCUGUUUGGUCUCGAGGUCUUUUAAACAGUAUUAAUGAUCAGGAUAAUGGAAGAAAGGUCAUUAGUUGUUAUACUGUUCCAUUACCUAUAAAGCAAGCAAUAUGGUCUACAUUUUAUUCUGAAAGACCCAUGUUUGAACCUAGUUUGGUGGACGUAUAUAAUAAAGUGGAUGAGGCUUCUGGUACUCCAACAUCAGCCAUAUGUUUAAUUGAUUCUCACAAUAUUAGAGUUUUUAUUAAUAAAGGAGAAAAUUUCGUUAUUUCAAUACCUUUUCAAAUUGAGAAAGUGUGGAACACAAAGUUUGGAAUAUUAAUUGAAAAGAGUGUAGAAGGCCUUAUUCAGGAAAAAUACUCUGAAGAAGGUGGUACUUUAUUCUCUCUGAAUUACCCUUUAGAUGAUAUAUGUCCAGUGGCAAUAAGUCACAAUUCAACAAUAACUCGACUGUCCAGAACAAAUUAUAAAGUCUUAUACACUAAUAAUAAUCCUAGCAUUUGUAUGGUGUUCGAUACGCUAACUAAAGAACAUAGUGUUUAUAAAAUACGUAAGGUCAGGUGUGAUGAAAAGGAUUAUGGGGACGAUAAUCAUGGGAGUCAUAGUGCAGCAUUCAAUUCGAAUAAAUUAAAAAAUCGUCUCUCAAUGUGGGAAAACCUAAUGACAAGCGGGCACAUUGUUACACCGAGCCCAAUUGGGACAAAUAAAACUGCCAGCGAAAAAAUGUCCCACUUGCAUCACAAAUCUAGAUCGCUUAGCUCAAUGGCUGCUAUGAGUCGUUGUCAAUCUCCAGCUACAACUGAUGUUGAUAAUAGUCCAUGGAUCACGCCUAUGUCCAAAAAAGACAAUAUGUCUAGAAACUUUUUGCAGAACAAUGAUAAUAUGUCCGCCAAAUCGUUUUUUAAUUGUUCGAAAUCUAUGUCCCAUUUAAGAUCGAAUCCUUAUAUUUGCUUGGAAUAUCUUUGGACAGACACUUACUCAGUACAGGACACUAUUACAGGUUUACCAGCGUCAACAGUUUUUCUAACUGAAGACAUUAUAGGGCAAUGGUAUCUUUGCUAUGUCCUACCGUCAAGGUUUCAAUUGUCAAUUGUGAAAAUUGAUUUUUCUGGUCCUAAUAUUGCUUUUGGAUUGUUGACGAGUAUUAGCGCCAAAGAUGCCAUUAACGUUCCUCAUUUGCAUAUGUUAGCAAUUCUGGAACAUAGCGGUAAUGUUACAUUGUAUUCUGGUUUGACAAUGGUAGGAAAAUUGCAUAUUGGAGGUACUUUAUUGCAACACACACCGUCUCCUUUAGAUAGGCGUCACAUGUCCUCACCAUUUCCAAGACGCAGUAGUCUUUUGCCAUUAUCGCAACAAGAACCAAAAUUCGAUGAACACCUUUACUCUCCAGUGUUACCGUCUUAUCCCCAUCAAAAAGUGCACAUAAUGCCUCCCAGAUUGAAUCCCACUCCGUUGCAAUACGGAUUUUUGGGCAGAGCUGAAAAGAAAUCUGUACCAGUUGGCCUAAUGGACUCACUGAAAAACCGUUUGACUUUAAAAUACUCUGACGGAUCUUUUUAUAGAAUAACGCUACCAAUUAUUUCUUCAUCCUCGUUAGUGGAGCAUUCUUUAGUAGCUCUAAGACAGUGUCUACCCAGAGAUGCUGCUUUGGUUCUCGUUUGUAGAUGGUACUCGACAAGAAAUGCCAUUGGUACUGAAGAUAGUGAUGCUAAACAUGAAUGGGAGAUGUUUAUGGGGCUGUUAUUUGAACUUUUUGGAUAUGAAGACGAAGAGGUUUUUGAUAAAUCUGAAGUUCCAGAUGUCAAAAGGCCAAAACCUACACCUUCUAGCACGGACGAGGAUUGGUUUAACAUGUUGAAUAAUGUAUCUAAGGAUGUUGUUGACGGUUUAACAGAACUCGUUCACUUGCCUUUGUCUAUAGGUUCAUAUUUAAAAAAGCCACUGAAAAAUGACCCUAAAGUUACUGUAAAUCCAAAAGGAGUUUUAUUUCCUUACAUUCGCUAUAUUCAUUUUACAUUACACUUGCUUUAUGAAGAUUUUAAGUUGAAUACAUUGUACACAGAUAGUUUGCUUUUAUUGGCCAAAUUGCUAAGUAAACUUUCCAAUGACUUAGCACUUAAGGAGUACGCAAUUCAUUAUUGGAAGGAUUUCCCAAAAGAAAUGUCUAUUGGUGGUCCAAAAAUUAAAGAAAGUUUGUUCAAAACUGUUAACAUUUGGCCAGGUUUAAGUGAGAAGCCUGUCAGCAUUAUGGAACAUAUUUAUAGGUUGUUAAAAGGCGAAACCAUAUUGCCUUAUCCUUAUUUUGCUAAUGUCAAUGUUAGAUCUAGGGAUAUUGUACAGUUGGUUGGAGUGCUUUCUCAAGCAAAUCGUACCUGCCCGGAAGAAGUAUUUUUAGAAAGUUUCACUAAAGACGUAUCUGAGACACCAGAACAGGUUUUACAACAUAAAAGCAUUAUUAUGAAUGGCACAACCAUGGAACAAGUUAUUUUGGUGAUGGUGGAUAUGAAAAUAGACACAGGGUACAUUGAAACUUUACCUACUGGCUUAUAUUUUUUGAUAUACAACGCUCUGUGGAAGUGCAGGGAAAAUCCUCCAUCAGAUUGGCCCUCGGAAGCUUACCAUUUGUUGUAUAGGAACGAUUUGGUUGCUCAGGCUCAUAAAAUUGAAAUGGAGAAAGACAAGCUUUUCCAGGAAAAAAUGAAUAUUUGCUUUCAACUUCAGGAGACCAUGCCUAAUACCAAACAAGAAAUUGCUGAUUUGGAUGGUAUGGAGGAUAUCGAUUCUAGUUUGACUAAAAUGAUAUUCAGCGAUGAUACAAGAGUUAUGGAAGCCAGAAAAAUGCUAACAAGUUCAAAACCAGUCACAAUAGCCCUGACUCAAAGACCCGACGUUUCAGAUCAUGAUUUUAUCGAAGAGCAAGAAAAGCAUUUGUAUGGAAUUUGUAUCCGGACCAUGUCGUUGCCCGUAGGAAGAGGUAUGAUGACAUUACGUACAGCAACUCCAAUAAUAACAGAGCCUCUAGCUGCACCAGUUCUAUGCCUAACCGGUAAAGCGCUACCUAGAGGCAAUACAGUGGAACUGAAUCACAUAGACACCCCCUCCAAUAUGGAUUUGUGGCCCUUGUUCCAUAACGGAGUCGCCAAUGGACUUAGAGUGACUCCAGAUGCACAGAACAUUGAUAACACUUGGAUUAUUUUUAAUAAACCAAAAAGUGGAGCUGAACCUCAAAUGGAGCAUGCCGGUUUCUUGAUGGCUCUAGGUUUGAAUGGUCACCUGAAAAAUUUGGCUGUUAUAAAUACUUUUGAGUAUAUAGGAAGAGCACAUGAAAUGACAAGCGUUGGAAUGUUAUUAGGUCUUUCGGCAGCUUUCAGAGGAACCUGUCACCAACAUCUCACCAAAAUUCUGGCAAUACACGUUGAGGCAUUGUUGCCACCUACUUCUAUGGAAUUGGACGUUUUUCAAAAUUUACAAGUUACAGGAUUACUGGGGGUUGGUUUAUUGUAUCAGCGUAGUGCGCAUAGACACAUGGCAGAGGUUUUACUGUCCGAAAUCGGUCGUCCACCUGGACCAGAAAUGGAAAACAGCGUAGAUCGCGAAUCUUAUUCACUUGCAGCUGGUUUAGGUUUGGGUUUGGUAAUGCUUAAAUACGGAAACCAAUCGACUGGAAUGUCUGAUCUCAACGUACCGGACACUUUGCUUUACUACAUGGUUGGAGGCAACAAGCGACCUCUAACUGGAUCUCAAAGGGACAAGUACAAAACACCCUCUUUCCAAAUUCGGGAAGGGUCUUCGGUUAAUUUGGACGUUACCGCCCCUGGAGCUACGCUGGCUCUGGGUUUGAUGUAUUUAGGAACUGGAAAUAAGGCCGUGUCUGAUUGGAUGGCGCCACCGGAAACUCAAUAUUUGUUGGACUUUGUUAGGCCAGAUUUUUUGAUGUUGAGGAUAUUGUGCAGAUCUCUAAUUCUAUGGGACAGCAUUGAACCAACUAAAGAAUGGGUAGUCCGUCAAGUACCUGCAACUAUUCUUCCUCAUUGUUUAGUUACGCCUACUAAUGAAGCUGAUAUAGAUUAUGAGGCUAUGAAUCAAGCCUACUGUAAUAUCAUCACAGGAGCUUGCUUCGCUUUAGGCCUGAAAUUUGCAGGCUCUGCUGAUCCAGAAGCCUUUGAAACUUUACUGAUUUUCUGUAAUAUGUUCACCUCACUAACUGGCAAGUCGAUUGCCGAAUUAGCCGGCAAAGCGACAAUAGAAACUUGUCUCAAUGUUUUAUUAAUAAGUGCUUCAAUGGUUAUGGCAGGUACUGGUAAUCUUGAAAUAAUGAGGCUGAUUCGUCAUUUACGUUGUAGAGUAGGUAUCCCAAAUAGUGCCAUAGUGACAUACGGAUCACAUUUAGCAAUUCACAUGGCGCUAGGGCUGCUAUUUCUAGGCGGAGGCAGGUAUACACUUAGCAACUCGCCUGCUAGUGUGGCUGCUUUGAUUUGUGCCUUUUAUCCUAAAUUUCCUACCCAUAGUAAUGAUAAUAGGUAUCACCUACAAGCAUUUAGACAUUUAUAUGUCCUAGCCGUUGAACCCAGAUUAAUAAUACCAAAAGAAGUGAUUUAUGAUGAUAUUUGUUAUGCCAAACUAAGAGUUGUUAAAUUAAAUGGAGCAGAAACUUCAAUCAAGGCACCGGGACUCAUACCAGAUAUUAAUUUGCUGACUAAAGUAGCAGUGGAUGAUGCACGAUAUUGGCCAGUUGUGUUUGAAAGAGGCAGAAAUUGGGAUUCAUUGACUAAAAUCCUCUCAACUACAGGCUGCAUAGAAGUCAAACAACGCGCCGGUUGCCUCAGCUACAUAACAGACAAGUUUGGGUACCACAGCGAACUUGCUCGAACUUUGACGCACUCUAGAGUGGUACCGUGGGAUCCACCCUAUCUUUCCAUAACAAAUUUCACUUCUGACGACGCCAUAAAAGGAUUUUGCGAAUCCGUAUUGAAUCUUGAUAGAACCAAAGCGAAUCAUUACGAGCAGAGGUUUAUACAGAUGCUGACCAGGGCGAUUUAUGAUGCUGUUGUUAAGGAUAAGUUGAUGAUGAUUAUUAUUAUGGUGUCAUUGAUCAAGUUGGUCCUUGCUCUACAGUCUCAACCAUCCACCCUCGUUAUAUGGCAACUAAAAAUAAUAAUGGAACAAGUACUGAUGAAAUCGUCAGCCUCCCAAAAUCUUCUCUCUAAAGAAACAGUUUUGGCUUUUCAACAAGAAAUAACCAGCAUACUGGAAUCUCACGAAGAGCAUCUCAAGUUAAACCUCAAAAAUUUUAUUGUCGGAAAAGAGUUUGAUGCGAAUUUACCAAUGUUGGCUAGUUAUGUUACAUUUUUUGAUAUUCCUAGUAGUGCGACCAAUUUGGAUGGGAAAAACGAUGCUCUUGAAUUACUGAUGAUUUUCAAAAGUGAAUUUUCUAGCUUGGAUGUUUCGAAAUUGUUGAAGAUAUUUGAAUGAAUAAAUUAUUAAUAGUUGAAUAUUAAUGUGAUUUAUGUUAACUAGAAAAGUUUUUUUUUUAAGAAUAAACAUAUUUUGUAUAUAAAUAAUUGUUUGUUUUUCAAAUAAACUAAGCAAAUGUUGUCUUAAGGGCCCCAUUCACACAUUGAAACUGAGACAGACGAAUACACAGUGAGAUUUGUAUCAAGAUACUGAUACUUGAAACAUUUAUAGAUACCGAUCUCUACGUGAAUGGCACCCUCUACAAUAAGUUAAUAAAUACACGUCAAAAUCAAAAUACAAAAAUAAUAUAAUAUAAAGACAUGAUGAAGAUUAAGCUUGGCUGCUUCUCAAUUUUGCAGCCGCCAAGCACAUUCUUGAAAGAAGACCAGACAUUUGUAUUAAAGUGGUCAAUCCUUCGAUUAUCCUCUGAUGUGUCAACCCAAUCUCUUUUAUAAAAGCUAAUUUAACCGGUUCUGCCAUGUCCAUAGUUUUGCACACUUUGAAUAUGUUUUUAAUAAUGUCUUCUGCAGCGUAACCCAAGUUCCAUAAAUGUUCUACA